CCACAGUGAUAUCCUUCUCUUGUAACCCCUCAGAUGGGUGACGGUGGCAUGAAUCGGAGCCUCAGCAUGCCAGGAAGCACGGGGAGCGGAUACUCGGGAGCUGAGGAUGGUGGGAUGAAUGGCUUGACACCACAGCAGGGUCAGGUGUUGAAUUUGAUCAAGACGUGUAAAGAAGUGCAAGGGAUAAGUAUUCAGGACAUCAAAAUCAGGCUUAAGGGAAUGAACGCCCUGGCCAUCAAGCAGGCUGUGGAGUUUCUCGGUAAUGAAGGGCACAUUUAUUCCACUGUGGACGAGGACCACUACAGAUCAACAGAGUCGGAGAACUGAGAAACGAGGAGGAAUCCACUCCUGUUAGUGCUGCCCGAACAUUUUCUUUUUCGACGCUUCGAAGAACUGAAGGGCCAUCCACUUGGCAUCUGCAUUUUUAAUAGAGUCGUGUGAACGAAAAACUGAUAAGACGUGUAUUGGUUUAUUUCGGUUAGUUCCUGCUUUUAAAAGCAUCUGUUUUAUAUCCUGAAUAAAGAGGAACCCUACAGUCUUACUGGAACACUUCUUUUUAAAGAUGCUUAAA
Messenger RNA from Acipenser ruthenus (sterlet), 571 nucleotides. RefSeq names its product replication protein A 32 kDa subunit-A-like. The transcript has 3 exons. Gene Ontology annotation, biological process: nucleotide-excision repair; double-strand break repair via homologous recombination; DNA replication. Gene Ontology annotation, cellular component: chromosome, telomeric region; DNA replication factor A complex; site of double-strand break. The record is from RefSeq and is a predicted model, not a curated record. Bases 34 to 327 code for a protein of 97 amino acids. Lineage: Eukaryota; Metazoa; Chordata; Actinopteri; Acipenseriformes; Acipenseridae.